Messenger RNA from Brassica napus (rape), 1476 nucleotides. Its product is annotated as CBL-interacting serine/threonine-protein kinase 12-like. The transcript has a single exon. The coding region runs from base 1 to 1476 and encodes 491 amino acids. Gene Ontology annotation, biological process: protein phosphorylation; signal transduction. Gene Ontology annotation, molecular function: ATP binding; protein kinase activity. The record is from RefSeq and is marked provisional. NCBI's taxonomy places the organism in Eukaryota, Viridiplantae, Streptophyta, Magnoliopsida, Brassicales, Brassicaceae.
AUGGCGGAGCUAACGAAAGAAACAUCCCUCCCCAAGGAGAGAAGCUCCCCGCAAGCUCUCAUCCUUGGCCGCUACGAGAUGGGCAAGCUCCUCGGCCACGGGACCUUCGCCAAGGUCUACCUCGCCCGCAACGUCAAAACAAACGAGAGCGUCGCCAUCAAAGUCAUCGACAAGGAGAAGAUCCUCAAAGGCGGCCUCAUCGCCCACAUCAAGCGCGAGAUCUCCAUCCUCCGCCGCGUCCGCCACCCCAACAUCGUCCAGCUCUUCGAGGUCAUGGCCACCAAGUCCAAGAUCUACUUCGUCAUGGAGUACGUCCGCGGCGGCGAGCUCUUCAACAAAGUCGCCAAAGGGCGCCUCAAGGAGGAUGUCGCCCGCAAGUACUUCCAGCAGCUGAUCUCCGCCGUCACGUUCUGCCACGCCCGCGGCGUCUACCACCGCGACAUCAAGCCGGAGAAUCUCCUCCUCGACGAGAACGGGAACCUCAAAGUCUCCGACUUUGGCCUCAGCGCUGUCUCCGAUCAGAUUCGCCAGGACGGGCUUUUCCACACGUUCUGUGGGACCCCUGCUUACGUGGCGCCAGAGGUUUUGGCUAGGAAGGGGUACGACGCGGGUAAAGUUGAUAUCUGGUCUUGUGGUGUUGUGUUGUUUGUUUUGAUGGCUGGUUACCUCCCUUUUCACGACCGUAACGUUAUGGCUAUGUACAAGAAGAUUUACAAAGGAGAGUUUAGGUGUCCGAGGUGGUUCUCUCCCGAGCUCACGAGGUUGUGUUCUCGCCUCCUCGAGACGAAUCCGGAGAAACGGUUUACGUUCCCUCAGAUUAUGGAGAACUCUUGGUUCAAGAAAGGGUUUAAGCAUGUUAAGUUCUACGUGGAAGAUGAUAAGCUUUGUAACGUUGUUGAUGAUGACGAUGAGUUGGAGACUGGUUCCGUUGAGUCUGAUCGGUCUUCUACCGUUUCUGAAUCGGACGUUGAGUUUUUCAAGCCCGCGAGGAGAGUUGGGGGGUUGCCUAGGCCUGCGAGUUUGAAUGCUUUUGAUAUUAUAUCGUUCUCGCAAGGGUUUGAUUUGUCUGGUCUGUUUGAUGAUGAUGGGGAAGGGUCUAGGUUUGUCUCGGGAGCUCCGGUUUCGAAGAUUAUAUCGAAGCUGGAAGAGAUUGCUAAAGUUGUGAGCUUUACCGUGAGGAAGAAGGAUUGUAGAGUGAGUCUUGAAGGGUCGAGACAAGGAGUGAAAGGUCCUUUGACUAUUGCUGCGGAGAUAUUCGAGCUGACGCCGUCUUUGGUUGUUGUGGAAGUUAAGAAGAAAGGAGGGGAUAGAACUGAGUAUGAAGAGUUUUGUAACAAGGAGUUGAAACCGAAGUUGCAGACCUUGACGGCUGAUGAAGUAGAUGAUCCUGUGGCGGUGUCAGCGGUGGUUGAUGAAACCGCGUCUGGAGUGGCGAAUUCUCCGCCGGUUUGUUUCUUGCCUUCUGACACUGAGUAG